Molecule: messenger RNA, 591 nt
Organism: Thamnophis sirtalis
Lineage: Eukaryota; Metazoa; Chordata; Lepidosauria; Squamata; Natricidae
Source: RefSeq, a predicted model, not a curated record
GAUUCUUCGUUCUUCCAAAAAUAUGAGAUGGAUUUGGUGGAGCCCCCACUGGGGGAAGGAAGCUUCUCCGUCUGCCGCCGUUGCCGACAUAGACAAACCGGGACGGAAUAUGCGGUCAAAAUCAUCAGCAAAAGGAUGGAAGUCAACACCCAGCGUGAGGUGGCGGCUCUGCAGAUCUGCGAAACCCACCCGAACAUUGUCAAACUUCACGAUAUUCAUCACGACCAGUAUCACACGUACCUGGUGAUGGAAUUGCUGAGGGGCGGGGAACUCCUGGACCGGAUCAAGAAGAAGCAACACUUCAGCGAAUCGGAAGCCAGCCAGAUCAUGCGCAGCUUGGUUUCUGCUGUUAGCUUCAUGCACGACUCGGGAGUGGUACAUCGGGACCUCAAGCCCGAGAAUAUUCUCUACGCAGACGAGUCGGAGGGCGCCCCCGUGAAGGUGAUCGACUUCGGCUUUGCCCGUCUCUGCCCUCAAAAUUCGCAGCCCAUGCAGACCCCCUGCUUCACCCUCCAGUACGCGGCCCCCGAACUUUUGCAGGACGGAGGCUACGAUGAAUCUUGUGAUCUCUGGAGCCUGGGGGUGAUCUUG